UUCAAAAACAUAUCGCACUAUAUUGAAUUUGCUUCCGAUAGAAAAAAAACUAUUAUGGUGGAAAGUAUGAAAGAGAUUUUUGAAGUUCAAAGCUGCAUCAGAAGAUUUCCAUGGCUAAUUCAGAUGGUGAAGUCGAGACUAUUCCAUGAAUUAUGCGAUCAACACAUCAAAGAACAACGACGUUACUUCUGUUGCGAUUGUAUGAUUCCUCCUUUUUGCAAUGUCUGCUUUAAAAAGAACGAUCACAAAGACCAUCUUAUCAUCCAAGCAUUUAGAUGUUCAAACCAGACAGGAGUAAGGAAAGACUUCAUAUCAAACUAUAUGGACAUAUCUGGGAUACAUAUGUUUUCUGUGAACCGGUCUUGGAUAGUUUUUAUUAAUCAGAGAUGUGAGAGUGACGUUCAUUGUUUUAGAAACAAUGUUUCACAUAGAUGCAAAGUCUGUGGAUGGGCUUUUGAAACUGCUUCUUCUGCUUUCUGUUCUGUAGAAUGCAAGUUUAGGAGCGUUCUUGGAUCACAACUCGAUGACAUGAUGGAGAGUUCAGAUGAUGUUGAUGAACCCGUUGUGAAGAGAAAGGAGAAUUCAGAAGAUGUGUACGUCUGGACCCAUUAUGAAGAGAAAACAUAGGAGGAAAGGGACUCCAUACAGAUCUCCAUUCUACUAGGAUUUAAACUCCUAAAGGAGUUUCAUACAUAUGUGAGGGUUUAAGAGGUUUUGAGAUUUAAAUAUGUGUAGCUUGUGCUUGUUGGACUUUUCCUUUUGUUUUUACUUCCAGAUUAAACUGAUAAUUGUUUCUAUGGAAUGUGAUUUUUUUUUUUCUAAAUCAUGUUUGUAUAGUUUAAUCUUAAUACCCUCAAGAUAAUAUAGUUGUGAUAUAUAUAUACCAUGCUAUUGUUUUCCCCAAUAAUCUUCACUGUAUUACUGUGCAUGCGCAUGAGUAAUUGAGCAAGUUAUUUAGUCUUUGUUUGUCUCCAAAUAUUGAAACAAAUGCCAUAAACUAUAGGCUAUUUUUAGCCAAAACGUUAAGCAAAUUCUAUUGGCGUGGGACCGCCCAUAACUCUCUGGAUAAUUUCAAGUCAGAAUAUUCCUGAAUACACCAAAUUGUAGUAAAAAGAGAAAAGAAAAAAAAAAUUCCUGAAUACAUCUUACACAUCUCAUAUUAAUGAUAAUGAUCCAUUUUAUUAAUCAUACUAAACUGUAGAUAUAUACCCACUUUAAUUACCUCAAAUUGCUAUAUACGGUACCGUAGCCAGGGGGUUUGGUUUAGAUUGACAUUGGCGUACGUACUUGGAACAUUUUCUUGCAGUUCGAGUAAAUUGACAUUUGGUUUCUGUACUGAUUCUCUCCUCCAUCACAUCGCCGAUAGGUACUACACUAUUUAUGUACUCUCUCUCGUUUCCAUCAAUCAACGGUUUGACCAAUAUUUAUUGGUUCUACGAUUGCUUCUGCUUAUGCUUCUGCUUCUUAGCAUACUUAGAAAUUACUUGCGGUCAAGCAAAUAAAAAGUUUCCCAUUUUUUUGUUUGGAAAAAAGCAAAAAAGGAACUGUAUUGAACAAGAUAAAAGGAAACAUUAGUUUCGAUUUGAGACUAAAAGAUCCACAAACCCUAACUUCUCUACUACAACUCCAUUAAUUUACUCUUUAAAAGUGUAAACAACACGACGAUCCCGAAACAAAUUACACUAAAAAUUGAAUUUGCUUCCAGUUUAAAAGAACUUCUAAAGUAUGGCGAAAAGCAUGAAAGAAAAUUUUGAAGUUCAGAGCUGGCAUCAGAAGAUUUCCAUGGCUAAUUCAGAUGGUGAAGUCGAGACUAUUCCAUGAAGUAUGCGAUCAACACA
This is a messenger RNA of Brassica rapa (field mustard), 1838 nucleotides long. RefSeq lists its product as uncharacterized. Lineage: Eukaryota; Viridiplantae; Streptophyta; Magnoliopsida; Brassicales; Brassicaceae. The record is from RefSeq and is a predicted model, not a curated record.